UUCAAUUCAUCAUCUGAAGUGAUUGUGUGAAAUCAUCAGGAAACAGACAUUUUAGUAUAGCUUAGCAUUAGCAGGAUUGUUACCUGUGCGUGUCUCUGUGACGGUGAGCUGUGAUGUAAAGCUUGGAUUUUUAUCUGCUGCUGUGUUUGAAGCCGGACUACUACAUCUUCUGAAGGUUUUCCUCAUGUGGCAGAGCUGAGACUAAAGCAUCAUGUUGGAGCCUCCAGAGUCUAGCCAGUCUGAGAUUGUGGAGUGGUUGCACACCCUCCGCCUGUCCCAGUACACUUUAUGUUUCCAGCAAGGAGGCUAUGAAGCUCUGGAAGACUGCAAGGGCCUCACAGAUGAGCACCUACUGCAGCUUAAAGUGUUUCCGACGGGCCAUCGCAGGCGCAUCCUCCGAAGUUUGGAGGCACUAGGGGUGAAGCAGCAGAGCGGUGGAGAGGAAGAUGAAGAGGGCGGGAUGGAGAACGGGAAUGGCCAAAGGAAGCCUGUGCCACACCCGAGACAUAUCUUCCUCAAGGAUAAAAAGAGAGGGACUUCGUGUCAGCACCACCAGUCAAACGAGAGGAGAGAUUUGGAGGGGAGUCAGACUUUACCUCCAGGAGCAGGACUGGGAACAGAAGUUGAGGACGUCCCGGAGAGCAGACCCCUCCACCCGCCUAAACCGGCCCCGCGCAAUCCCCAGAACAUCCGAACAUCACCCUCUGAACAUAUCUGCGUCCCUGCCUUUGUGUCCUUUCGCAGCGAUAGCAGCAGCAGUGAGUCCCUCUCCAUUUCUGAGAUGCCCUCCGACUGGGAGAUAUCCUCAGAGGAUCCCUCGCUGUCUAGCACCGACUCCCUCUACUUUCCUGCCGAAGCCUCCUACUCAGUGCUUACUGAGGACAGUGGAGGUUUUCAAGGUGAAAUGGUGGAAAACUCCAUCUAUGAGGCACAGCCCAGUUAUAAGGCUCCUGCAGGGCCGUGGCUCACUCGCUCCUACCGGCUGAGGCACCGACCAGUCCCUGAAAUCCCAAUUCAGACCAUACUGCCACUUCAGGACAGGAGCACACCACCAGCGCAAACAACCAGCCCUGAACACCUAACCGGCUCCGAAGGUCCCACCGGUGCAAACAGCAUACAGAAAGCUCCACUUCAAAGAGCCUUGACGCCCAUUGCUCCCUAUGGAGAAAUGUUCCUGUACAACAAUCCUGAAAACACUCCGGACCAAGGCGCUAAAGAAGGGUUACAUAAGGGUUUUAAGGACAAGAUAAAAAAGAAGAAACAGAGAAAAAAGGUGUCCAAACCGAAAGAGCUAAAGGAGAAAGGGUCUCCUCCUGCUCCUCCGACUAUCCCCGACCCCUACAAAGACGAAUACUCAACGGUGGACGAGUGUGCCACCAUUUUGCCGCAAGCCGGUUUGGACCAAAGCUUUGCAGUGGCUCCUGGGGGCCUUGAUGUUGGAUCAGCUGCCUCUGGCCCUAAGGACGAGUCUCUAAUCAUGGUGGAGUGUGACCUCUACUCGGAGCCUGCAGAGGCUCUGGGCGGUGAGGCCAGAAAUGCACUGCCUGAUAUUUCUCCAUACGCAUGCUUCUAUGGAGCCCCCAAAAACCAGGUGCUCAAAGUGGGUUGGCUGGACAAACUGUCGCCACAAGGAAAGUGUGUUUUUCAGAGGAGGUGGGUCAGAUUUGACGGCGAGAGCCUUGCCUACUACAACAAUGACAAGGAGAUGUACUCCAAAGGUAUGAUCCUGGCCAGCGCCAUCAGACAGGUGCGAGGGCUCGGUGACAACAAGUUUGAGGUAGUCACCUCCCUUCGGACCUUCAUAUUCCGGGCUGAAAGAGAAGGGGAGCGCCAGGAGUGGAUGGAAACUCUUCAGACGGCCACGCGCCCCCCCGCCUGCGGCUCCCAGAAGCGCUCCAACAGCCUCCCCCACCUCUCCUCCACAAACAAGCGAGGCUUGCUGGAGCUUCGCGGUUACAAAGGCAGAGUGCUUGUGUCCCUGGCGGGGAGUAAAGUCAGGCUCUGCAAAACAGAACAGGACUUUAAAUCAGGUCUCGCUGUAGCUGAAGUGGAACUGACUGCUGCCAAUAUUAGAGACGCGGACCGCAGGUGCUUUGAUAUCAACACACCCUUCAAAAACUUCUGCUUCACGGCCGAGUCAGAACGGGAGAAGGAGGAGUGGAUUGAAGCAGUCCAAGAAUCGAUCGCUGAGACACUCUCCGACUAUGAAGUGGCAGAGAAGAUCUGGUUCAACGAGGCCAACAGAAGCUGUGCCGACUGUCGCGCCCUGCAGCCGGAGUGGGCGUCUGUCAAUCUGGGUGUGGUCAUCUGUAAGAAGUGUGCAGGACAGCACCGCUCCCUUGGCCCAAGUAUCUCCAAAGUGAGGAGCUUGAAGUUGGACAGCAGUAUCUGGAGUAAUGAGCUAGUGGAACUCUUCCUGGAGGUGGGGAACAAGAACGCUAACAGUUUAUGGGCUGCUAAUCUUCCCUUGGAGGAGGAGCUCUACAGCGGGGCUUCGGCGGAGCAGCGCGCCACGUUCAUCCGCAGGAAGUACAGGGAGAGGAAAUACCGGAGGGUCCUCGAGGGCUUUGAUGACCUGGAGCAGCUUAACCAGGCGCUGUGUGCAGCUGUGGUGUCGCCUGACGUGCUGCAGACCAUGGCGCUGGUGUUCAGUGGGGCAGAUGUUAUGUGCGCCACCGGGGAUCCGACCGUCUCCACCCCGUAUCUCUUGGCCCAACGUGCCGGACAGAGGCUACAGAUGGAGUUCCUGCACCAGAACAAACUCUCUGAUUUCCCAAGACUGGAGCAGUGGUCGGAGAACACCACCCUGUCUGACGCUUCCCUCUUCAUGGAUGGCUUCCUCUACAUCUCCUCCGGCCCCACCAAGACGACACUGGAUCGCCGUGGAAGAGAUGACAUGACACGCCGUUGGUGUACGCUGGAGGGCGGCUUCCUGAGUUACUAUGAGAGUGAGCGAAGCCCGUCAGCCAUCGGCAGGGUGGACGUCACCGAGGUGGUUAGCCUGGCUGUCAGCAACACGGAGACAAUGACUGGAGCUGGGACUGUGUUUACCGUGGAGCUGUACCUGCAGACAGAGCGAGCGCUGAUUGUCGGAGCUGAAACACAGGAAACGCAGCAUGACUGGAUCCAGGCGCUAACAAAGUGCUUCGUCCCGCCUAAAGUCGAGGGACUGUUGCAGAGAGACAGCGAGCUGAUUGGCAGACUGCUCUACAAAGAGGGCCAUGACCUGUACCACUGGAGGACAGGCUGGUUUAUGCUGGAAGGCUCUGCCCUGCACUUCAGCCCAGGAGACGAGGAGGGAGAGGAGGAAGUCCUUCAACUCAAACAACUGCAGGAGCUCACUGUCUCCACACAUACGGAGGGUGAGGAAAAGAUCCAAGUCCUGCUGAUGGUGGAGGGCGGAAGAACAGUUUACAUCCAUGGCUUCAACAAGAUGGACUUUACACUGUGGCACUCUGCCAUCACACUGGCUUCUGGCACAGAUGGCAAGGCGCUCAGCGACCAACAGCUGACUAAAAACGGCGUCCCUAUUAUAGUCGACAGUUGCAUUGCUUUUGUCACUCAGUACGGUUUGUGUCAGGAGGGGGUCUACCAGAGGCCGGGGGACCCUGGUCGGGUGGCCCUGCUGCUGGACGAGUUCACCCGGGAUGCCCGUAACGUGAAGCUGAGGGAGAAGGAGCACCAGCUGCAGGACGUGACGGACACCCUGAAGAGCUUCUUAUCCCAAGCAGAGGAUGCACUGCUGACCAAGGAGCUCUAUCCAUACUGGGUGUCGGCUCUGGAUGAGAAGGACGAGAGGCAGAGAGUUAAGAAGUACUCCACCUUCAUAGAGAGCUUGCCAAAGAUAAACAGGUCAACCCUCGAUGCUCUCCUCCAACAUCUGUACAGGAUUCAGCAGUGCUCCAACCUCAACCACAUGCUGAGCGAAAAACUGGCCUCCGUCUUCUCCUCCUGCUUGUUCCAGACUCAGGGACAAACCCCACAGGAAACUAGCGUCAUCCGUGACCUCAUCAGCAACUAUGUUACACUCUUCAGCGUCAAUGAAGACCGGGUGCAACAGAUGGAGAAAGAGAAUAGUUUCAUCACACGCUGGAACGACAAGAAGGACGCCACAUUCUCUCCAGCUGGGGACUUGAUCUUCGAGGUGUACCUGGAAAAGAGAGAGCCGGAGAACUGCUGUUUAAUCAAGGUCUCUCCCAGCAUGCGGUCCGCGGAGCUCGCAGAAACGGCGCUGAGCAUGAGGAACGUCACCUUUAGCGCCGACGACCUCUGGACCACCUUUGAAGUCAUCGAGAAUGGAGAGUUAGAGCGGCCGUUGCACCACAGCGAGAAGAUUCUUGAGCAGGUGCUGGAGUGGAGCACAUUGGACUACCCUAGCUCUGCUUUUCUUGUUAUAAAGAAGUUUUCAGGGGCCAAAAGAGUGGCUGAUGGGAAAGCGGACCACAAGCAGUUUAUAAAAGGCGAUUAUCUGAAGUUCAACGACGGGUCCUCCAAACUGCUGUCGGGGCACAAAUUCCAGGACAGAUACGUUGUGCUACGUGCGGAGCAGCUUCUGCUCUACAGAGAUAUCAAAGGCACCAAAGCAGAGAAAGUGAUCCAGCUCAGCUCUUUGAAAUGUUACCUGGGCCUGAAGAAAAAGCUCAAACCUCCAACAAGCUGGGGCUUCACAGUCUACACUGAUAAACAACAAUGGCAUUUCUGCUGCGAGAAGAGGGAGGCGCAGGUCAGCUGGGUGAAGGACAUCAUCAGGAUGAAGUACGGUUCUGACCUCUGUUCAAAGAGCGUUAACUCAAAAGAAGCUGCAGAUCACAAAUCCCCUGGAGGGCGAGCUGAGGCUGAAGGCCGGAAGAGUCAAACACAAAACCACAAUUCCAGCAAUCAGCCGACAGACAGGAGGAGGAUUUCUCUUGAUGAUGGCAAACCAAGGCCCACCAAGGAUGCUCCACCACGGAUGCCCAACCCCAAGACAAACACCACAGCCAAUUCCCCAAAGCACACCGACAUGCUCAAGGCCCCAGAACUUCCGUUCCGAAAACCCUCUGUGGAUGUUUUCCAGCCUCAACACCUCCCAUCACAGGCCCCAUCCAGACACUUGAAGCCCAUGCCUUUGCCCCUUCCUCCUCAGAGUGGCUGUAAGACCAUCAGCAAGAGACCUGCUCUGGGUGGGGAGGGUAUUAUGCCGCCUAAUCUGCUGAAUGAACUGAACUCAGUGCUGAGCAAGACUGGUCGCACUGCCAAGAACAAUGACUGACAGAAGGUGAAAGAGAGGUACCUUGAACGGUCAGUUUGAACUGUAAGGCAAACAUUACAGAGCUGAGUAGAGAAAUAAGACUGUGGAGACUGACAGAGAAAAAACACAAAAUGCAGAUGGAGCCAAAGUCAGUUGCUUUCGGGGGGGGGGGGAUCAUAGCCUGAAGCCUGCUUUUGAACUUGGAUAUAUAAAGGGAUGCCGUUGCACAAGGGGAUGUGGAAAACAGGUGCAGGAGACACUGGAGGUCAUGCAGACCUCAGCUGGACAUGGCGCUGACCCAAGCACUACAAAACAUGAUUUAUAUGCCGCUCUUCUAAACCCAGAGCAUGUUACAAAAAUAUGUUCAGCUGUCAAACCUCAGAAGUUUCCAGAAAUGCUUGCUUCACGCUUUAAAGUUUCCAGUUACUUUGAAAAGGCUUUUUAGACUUAGUCUGGAAAGUAUUGUGAUUAAUUUAAUCCUUAUACAGUCAAGUUAAUCUGUAAUUAAACAUUCCCUAUAAUUUGAAUUAUUAGUGGCGGGGUCCGCCAUUAAAAUACCCAAGUGCAAAAGAAAAGACUUAGGGCCCACUAACCAUUAACAGAGGCUAAUAGACUCACUUUUUUGUAGACAUGAGCUGCAAUAUUAGCUGGUGGUAGUGGGAAAUCUCAUGUGUAAUUAUUUAUUUAUAAUUAUUUUUAAUAUAUAAAUAUUUGUUUCUAAAGUUAUCCACCCAUUUUUCACUGUAAACAUUAACUGUAUAGCUAACUAGCAGUUUUUUUAAGUCUAUAAUUCUGUGGUGCACCACUUUAAACUUUGCACUGGCUGCCACCAAAUCUCAUUUUAAUAUACAGUAUAAAUAUAUGAAUAAAUAUCUAGUUCAUGUUCUGUUUUAAUUAAAAAUCUGAAGCAUACACUGAAUUGAAAUGGACUACGAGUUAGCACAGGUGUCACCAGAUCUACAGAAAUAGCAGCUUAAGAAGAUUAAGAUACCCACUUUGAAUGUAGUUCAGCACAAACUGGGUUUAACUAGAUAAAUUAGAUGAAAUAUGUCAUUAAGACUCCACUCCACAGAAACACCAUCAGAUUUAGUAAUGUCACACUUAAUCAGAAGCAGGCAUUGAGAUAUAAUUUAACUGGCUUCAACCUGAACAGAAACAUAAUUUUAGCUUUUCUGUUGAAGUUCAGGUAUAAAAUUAACAGUCCUGAACAGAUAUUUUUGCAUGUAAUUGUCUCUUUUAAUACUUAGUGAAAACACAUGCUUGUAUGUGGGGUAUUUAUAAUUGACUUAUACAUUCAGAAACUGAGGAGAAAUACUGCGCACUGUCGCAAAUGAAACAUUUCUAUUUUUGUAGAAAGCUCUGGCUAAAAAUGACCUUUAAUGUGUUUCUGCAGAAAUGCAGAUGGUGGGAACAAUGGAGACGGUGGAGGUGUCAGUGUGUGUCACAGACAGUGAGCUACGCUCAGGAAAAUUGUUUUGGGAGAAAUUGUCCGUUUUAUACUUUUUAUAGCAAUGAAGCUACAAAUACACGCAAAUCCAUCAGAUAAUUACAGUUCGGUAAAAAAAUAAAAUACUGCAUGAAGUAGAGCCAUUAGAAUAAUACGAGGAUGAACGAAACCUUAUGUGGUGACAGAAAUGUGGUAAACCAAAAAGUGAUAAACAUCGGUGUUGUUGUUUAAUGAUAAUUACCUUCAUUGCUUUCAGGUUUAAUAUGCAUCAUGAUUGGAUUCUUUUUUUCCUGUCCAAUUGCAAAGAGGUCUUUAUCUGUGUUUUAUUCCUAUUUUAAUAUUGCAGCUGGUCUCUGCAGGUUUACAUAAUGCAGUCAUUUGGUAAAUCUGCUCAGUGAAUAUAGAGAUUUUAUAUUCCAUUAGAUAGAUCUCACUCUGUUGUGUUCUGUGAACAUAUCUGCAAGAUUUAAUAGAUGAGUUCCUUUAAGCACGUAGAGCAACUUAAGCCCAGUUGUGGAUUUCAACAUGAAGAUCUUUCAUCUUUGGCUUAUUUAUGGAUAAUUAUAUCAUCAUUUUAUUCAUAGAUUUCAUCAAAUUCUGCUUUUUCUCAAGUGAAGUGUAAGAAUAAACUCCCCGUCUCAAGUCACACGCUCGUGUUGAAUAAUGUAUAGCAGUCUGAAAAUGCACACGUAGGCAAUUGUCACACAGGUUCCUCCAUGAAAAAUUCAUAUUAACAUUUUAUUUUCAUUAUGCCUCAUGCACCAGCUGCUUGUCCUUUGUUUCAUGUCCUUAUAUUCUAAUCAUAGAGCUACCACAUUUGUGCAUUCGUGGUCCGAAGCAUUUCUUAUUAGGGCUUUAUUUGCACUGUGCAAAUGUGUGUUUGCUUCCCUCGCCCAUAUUAGUUAUAUUACUGUAUUCAUUUCACUAAAAAUGAAUACGUUCCUACUUAACUGGUCUGUUGAGAGUCAUUUUCAUUCCAAUCUGCUUUUCUGUACAAUAUAAUCUUUUUAUUCUGAUGUGUGAUAAUAUACUGUGUGUAUAUUGUACAGUAUUAUAUUGCUAUUUCUUUUUAAAAUCCCAUUAUUACUCACUUGAGAGUCGUGAAGAUAAUAAUCCCUUUAAAAUUCUGCACCAAACUAUCAUGUCAUGUCUCCUGUAUGAACUUGUACUGAUGCCAUCUCUAGAUCCUCUGCAUCCUUUCCUUGGACUGUCAUCUGUAUGUGCAUUUACCUCUGUUGUCCUCUGUGUCUGUACAACCCAGCAUUUUUGCUGUCCCUCUGAGGCCUAUAGGGUACGAAGGUCACCGUAUGGUGGAAUAGAGUUCAGUGAAAAAAGCUCUGCAAAGUCAUUAUAUGUGUCGACAUUGACCAUAUCUCUCUGUUGAGGUAACAGCUUGUGUGGCUGCAGUGGAGGAAAAGUUCCCUUCCUCAAGUAGUGCACUUAAGUACAAUUCUGGGGUACUUUUUACUUCUUGUACUUGUACUUGAUUGUACACACAUUACUUGUUUAACAUACUUUUUUACUCCACUACCUUAAUUUGACAGGUAAAGUUACAAGUUACUUUUCAGAUUAUUGUACAUUAAAAAUAUACAAUUGCUUUAAAUACAAUACAUUUCACUUUCAAAAAUCAAACCAGAGGUCUCAAACCUUUUUGGCUUGUGGCCCCCUUUUCAUUUCAUACGUUUAUGAGUUUCCCCUCUAAACUUUUCACAUGGUUUCAUUUCAAUAACUGUUCAAAGGUCAGAGGUCAAAUAAUGUAAUGAAAGUAAGCAAAUGUUUGAGAAAGGUCCAGUAAAAUUAAAAGAAAUGCAUGUAGUAGUA
This is a messenger RNA of Dicentrarchus labrax (European seabass), 8498 nucleotides long. It is a transcript of the gene arap2, whose product is annotated as ArfGAP with RhoGAP domain, ankyrin repeat and PH domain 2. Gene Ontology annotation, molecular function: GTPase activator activity; protein binding; phosphatidylinositol-3,4,5-trisphosphate binding. The transcript has 33 exons. The record is from RefSeq and is a predicted model, not a curated record. Bases 212 to 5251 code for a protein of 1679 amino acids. Lineage: Eukaryota; Metazoa; Chordata; Actinopteri; Moronidae. Gene Ontology annotation, biological process: signal transduction; positive regulation of GTPase activity.